AUGGCCCUCGCCGCCCCUCCCCGCGGUGUUAUCCCCGGGGAUCUCCUGCUCGUCGUCCAUGAUUUCGACGCCCGCGGCCCCGACGAGCUGACCUUGCGACGCGGUGAGAAGAUUGAAUUGGUCGAGCUGGAUGAGGGCUUUGGAGAUGGCUGGUAUCUGGGCAAGGACUUGACCACCGGUUCGACUGGUCUCUUUCCUGGAGUAUACACCACUACCGCUCCAAAGAUCCGCAGUCGCCCUCCUGCCGAGAGCACAACGCAUACGACCUCCGAAAACUCGACAGACACCGAUGGCGCUGCUCUUGACGCCGAACCGCUUCUCAGAAGCGGCGAAUCCACCCCUCAAGUCUCGCGCCAUACCAGCAUCUCCGACCUACGCGCCCCCGAGGUGCCGCGGUCGCCCCCGCAACAGCAGCAGCCACAGCAACGUUCCGCCUCUUCCCCCUUGCCGGCUGCCAAGAUGUCCCUUGAGAUCCGCCAGGCACUGGAGGGGCAACAUCGCAAUGGCCAAGAUAGCCCUGUCAUGAAUGAGACCCUCAGUGUGAUAGAUGAACACAUCACCGAUCUCAGUACGCCCCGGCAUAGUGUGGCUGACCGAGAGCCUUCAGUUCUGAACGACUCCGCCAGCGAGUAUAGCAGUCAUCUCGAUCACCGUCGCUCCUACAUCAAUGGUCAUGAAACCGACGAGGAGGAAGAGCGGCAGCCACAGGAGGCCCAGGUUCGACGCUGGUCUCCUGCCUAUACGGCCCGGCAGCUGCGCCAGCUAGGCAUUGAGGACAAGCACUGUGACAUCUUCGAGGAGCAAGAGAUUAGUGGCGAAGUUUUACUCGAUAUGAACCAGGACUUUCUUUUUAUGAAAGAGUUUGACUUUGGGGUUAUGGGCCGUCGUUUGAAAACCUGGCACAAGAUUCGCACCUUCCAAGACCAGGUCAAAGUUGGCCACAAGCAGCCAUCGCCGGCAGUGUCACCAACUCUGCCGCGCAGCUCGCUGGCGGCAGUUCCUAGCUCACCUGAGCGCACACGCAGCCGAACUGGACAGACUGCGCCUUUGCUACCGCGCAUCCCGACUUUGCGCACGUCGAACACGCCCCAUCCUCGACUGGUCAGCAACGCCGUCCCCAGUACCAGCAGCGGCUCACCGAUCCCACCGCAAAGCUCAUCAUUCAUGGAUCAUUCGCGUCGCCCGUCUGCUGCGUCCGUGCGAGAAAUCAAUCAUUCGCGUCGACACUCGUCUAUAGAUGCGACGACUCGCUACUCGGGAGUCGUCGAUGGCUCACCAGGACCCACACAGCGCGGCUCCUUUGACCGUGCCUGGUCGUUGUCGACGGGACCCCAGCAACGCCUUCCCACGCGGCCGGGCACAUCGGCCGGGACCUCGACGGGCACUUCUCCAGCAUUAGAGACGGGGCUCGUACAUACUGGUUUCCACCAUCCAACCCAGUCGAAUGGCUCAGACACGGCAGGUGCAACGCCCGAUGACCUUGAUCGCGGUUAUUUCUCUGGCCCCGAGGGGGACACCCGCAAACGACGACUGUUGCAGAAACGGCAAUCCGCCGCCGGCAGUGCCGAUGCGCGCAUUUCACCGGUCCCCGGGGAGCCCCUUCGAGUUGCGAAGCGGCAUUCACGUAUCAGUAGCAUGGACUCGAUUCGAGAAAAGGCCACGCAGCCUAUUGCUCCGCCUAACAAGUCUUACACGACUCCUGCGCCGAAGGGACGACUUCGUAGUCUCAGUACCCGUCUGGUCGAACGGCGAACACCACAAUCGGCCCCCGUUUCCGCGAUUGAGGACCGUUCUGGAGGAUCUAGUCUGUUCGGUCCGCUGUUCGGUGGGAAGUCGGAGAGCGACACACCCCGUUCGUCUCAGCAAUCAACUAAGAUUGGUGGCCCGAAGUUCCGUCGCGCCGUUGGCCUCCGAGCCAUGUCGGAUGUGGUGAGCAAGAACGUUGAUACAACCGCUGCGCCGCCGUCCCCAGUUCAGGAUCGAGAUCCUGCUCCGCCUCGGACUGGUUCCACGACCCCUUCGACCACGAAAAGUUCCGAACGGUUGAGUACGGACGGCUCCGGUAAGGCAACGGAGGGUGGUCUGUGGCCCCGCUCCCGCCCGUCCGUCAGGACUGGCCCCAAGUCAAAGAAAGACACCAGUGCCUACAUGCGUGGGUUGGAGAAGAAGUCUCCGCAGGAGCAGAUGGCAGGGUGCGACUACGUUGGCUGGAUGAAAAAGAAGUCUCCGAACCUGAUUACCACCUGGAAGCCACGGCUAUUCGUGCUGCGGGGUCGCCGAUUGUCGUAUUAUUAUUCAGAACAAGAUACAGAGGAACGAGGGUUGAUUGACAUCACUGCGCAUCGCGUGCUACGCGCCGAUCACGAUCCUAUGGUCGCGCUGCAUGCCACAAUUACCGGCUCCACCGGGUCGCCAACCGCUCCUGCCCCUUCGGUUCAAUUGGCCGACGGGACUUCAUCGUCCGAUCCCAUUCCAAGCAUUGAAGCACCCCGAGCUAGCAAGUCCGGAAGUGAGGGCCCGUUCUUCUUCAAGCUGGUACCGCCCAAGUCGGGCUCUUCGCGUACAGUGCAGUUCACGAAGCCGGCAGUUCACUAUUUCCAGGUCGACAAUGUGCAGGAAGGUCGACGCUGGAUGGCUGCGUUGAUGAAGGCGACUAUUGAGCGGGACAUGGACUUGCCAGUGGAGACAACGAAUAAGCAGCGUACUAUCAGUCUUAAGGAGGCGCAGUUGAUGAACCAGCGGCCUCCGGCGUUGAUGGUGGGAGCGGCAGCUGGAGCACCAGAGGGUGCGGCGCCCGAGGCGAUGGAUAAAGAGGAUGCGUCUUUGAAUGCAUCAUCGGAGACCACCGACGCGGAGACAGCCGCUGAAUCGUUUGAAACACCCGAGGAACGAGGCUUGAUGAUCAAAGGGCUCAAUUUGGACGGCGAGCCUGCCAGCAGCGACGGCAAUGAGGAUGGUUCCAGACUCUCGAAACCUUUAGAAGUUGACACUGGCCCUGCGUCUCUACUUCCGGAUUCGAUUCAAAGCUCGCAGUGA
This is a messenger RNA of Aspergillus aculeatus ATCC 16872, 3036 nucleotides long. Its product is annotated as putative polarized growth protein (Boi2). NCBI's taxonomy places the organism in Eukaryota, Fungi, Ascomycota, Eurotiomycetes, Eurotiales, Aspergillaceae. The transcript is spliced from 3 exons. Gene Ontology annotation, cellular component: plasma membrane. Gene Ontology annotation, biological process: actin cytoskeleton organization. Gene Ontology annotation, molecular function: protein binding. Bases 1 to 3036 code for a protein of 1011 amino acids. The record is from RefSeq and is a predicted model, not a curated record.